ACACACAGCACUAUGGCCUCACAUUGCAACACCCAAUAUUUCCUAAACCCAAGGCUUUCCUUCAGGCUGUUGGCUCUGGUUGGGACUUUGACGUGGCAUUUUCUCGUCACAGAAGGUGCUGGUCCAAUUGAGCUCAGAGGGGAGGUUGGUGGAAGUGUGACCUUUUCCUGCCCCGUUGCAAAACAAAAAUUGAAAUUUGUGUACUUUCAGAGGGGCGAGAUAUUUGUCAAUGGCUACUAUGAAUCAAAAAAUACAACACAGCUGGCAUGGAAGAACACAAGAGUGGAUGAUGACAAGACAACUAUGCACAUGUACCAUUUGAACAUCUCACAUCAUGGUGAAUAUCAGUGCCAUUUCCAGUACAGUGACAAUAGUGGAGCUCAAAAACAAGUCAUACAUCUCAGUCUCACAGCCAACUACAGUAAACCUGCGCUCUCAGUGCACUGCAGUGAUGACAACCAUCGCUAUAGUUGCCUAGUGACAUGUGCUUCACAUUAUGGGUACCCGAGCAAAAAGGUGAAGUGGAACGAACCAGCGAUUCAAAUGUGGAAGGUUUUGAACAGCAGUGAAAUUAGCGAUCCAAAAACCAUGAUGGUCAACAGCUCAAGCACUGCAUACUUCAACUGCUCCAAUGGAAAGACUUCAGUCAGGUGCUCUGUGGGCGACGUCAGCUCAGACAUGGUCUCAAUCUGUUCACCCAGGGAUCCCCCACCUGUUUUUCACAAUCUUGUGAUUAUAGCCAUCCUUGCAACAAUGGGUAUCAGUAUUAUAUUGAUAUUGCUGCUGUACUGGAGAUGCAAGAAGGGACAGAGAGGAGCGGCAGCAGUAGAUUUUAUGCUAAUACAUGGAGAUGUGAGGAAAUGUGAGGAGGAGGCAACAGUCCACAAUGAAAAAAAUGAAGCAACAGAGGCCUCUUGAGUGCCAAAUUGGUGAAGAUGAAUGAACAACUUCUUCUUGGUUCUAGAAUCUAGAACUAAAACUACAUGUCAUUCAAGUGUACGUUGCAUUUGUGACUGACCAGCUGUAUACGAGCCAGGAACUGCCAGAGUUGUCGGGGACUCAUUGGCACUAGUCUGUGAAUCAGAAUCACUGGGGAUUGCUGUCGACAAUUCACAGACAAUGACUUUUGUGUUUGUGUUUGAGGAAGUAUUCCUUAUGAGUAUCACUUUACGGGUGAUGUGCAGUGCGUCAUUCAACUAAGAGUAGCUUACAUCU
Etheostoma cragini (Arkansas darter) is the source of this 1215-nucleotide messenger RNA. RefSeq names its product CD276 antigen-like. Gene Ontology annotation, biological process: cellular response to lipopolysaccharide; negative regulation of T cell proliferation; T cell costimulation. Bases 13 to 918 code for a protein of 301 amino acids. The record is from RefSeq and is a predicted model, not a curated record. NCBI's taxonomy places the organism in Eukaryota, Metazoa, Chordata, Actinopteri, Perciformes, Percidae. The transcript has 8 exons. Gene Ontology annotation, cellular component: external side of plasma membrane.